Phyllostomus hastatus (greater spear-nosed bat) is the source of this 1343-nucleotide messenger RNA. It is a transcript of the gene ZNF488, whose product is annotated as zinc finger protein 488. Lineage: Eukaryota; Metazoa; Chordata; Mammalia; Chiroptera; Phyllostomidae. Gene Ontology annotation, cellular component: nucleus. Gene Ontology annotation, biological process: regulation of DNA-templated transcription. The record is from RefSeq and is a predicted model, not a curated record.
GCUUGCUUUCAGCAGCUGGUUCCCCCUCCCACUCUGUCUGUUAACUGGUAUAUACAAAGGACCCCUAACCCAGCCUUUUUCAGCUCAGGAUUUGGAAUUAACCCCUGAAGCCCCACCAGAGUCCUGUGGUCCAAGUGUUGCUGGCUCAACCAGUAAGGGAGCUCUCCAAUUUCACAGCUCUUACCUGGGCCAACCCUUCUAGAAUACCGAAGAUGAUAACUGUUGGAGUGUCCACCUUGCUCAGCUACCCCAGGCCCUGCAAAUCAGCAUGGCUGCUCAGAAGAGGAUUCUGCAUAGCCCUUCAUCUGAAAAUAGCCAGUGGCUUAGUAAACCCAAGCAAAGUGAGGGCUGCAAGCCAAUGCAGCUGGAGAAAGCAAACUUCCCAGGCUCCAAGGGUACUAUCGGUGGGGGUGGCCAGGAUAAGACCAGUGUGGAGCUGGCACUGGUAACACCCCCAGGGAAGGUUUGACUGGGAAAGCCAUUGGCCCAGAAAGUGUGCUGGAAACAGGAGCAGAGUGCCUUGAUGGAGGUGCCACAGCUCAAGAAAAGGCUACAGGACAGACAAGCCAAAGAUAGGGAGCAUGGUGCCCUCACAGGCCAGCCUGGCCCUCAGCAGCAGACCCAGGACAUCCCCAGGAAACCAGCUGGCAGCACAGUCUUCUCUGAGUGGCCCAGCAGAGCCCAACAGGAGCAGAAAAGUGCCUUCAGCAAACUAGCAGAGCCCAACAGGAGCAGAAAAGUGCCUUCAGCAAAACCUGGGUCAGCCUCUCUUUUCCAGGCAAGCAGACCUGCAGAUGCCAUGAGGGAGCUGUUGGGACUCAUCAAGAUGGUAGAUUUCCCUUGUUGGGGUCAACUUUCCAAUUCUAAGCUUUUGGUGGGUGAUUUUUGGAACCUGCAAAUGCUGCCACAGAACACUCAUCUCUGCAGUGCUUUUCUGGGUACACUGUGGCUUAAGCAUGCCAUGGCCCAGAUACCUACACCCUUGUCAUCAUCUUCCUGCCUCCUACCACCAAUGUUCCCUUCCCAAGGCUUGUCCACCCAGAACUGGUGUGCAAAGUGCAACCUCUCCUUUCACAUGACCUUGGACUUGUUUUUUCAUAUGUGGACCCACCACAAAAAGGAACAUGCAGGGCCUGACCUACAUUCUAAGAAGCUGACAGAAGAGGCACUCACAUGCCCCAUUUGUCAUGAGUACUUCUGGGAGCACCACCAUCUCUCCCAGCACAUUACUACUCACAGUUAACAGGUGGCUGUGGAACAAACCUCUAAGUGCAGUGACCACCAUUUGGCAAGGACAAAAAAUGGUUUGCCAGGGCUUCCUUUGAAAAGACAAUUUGCAGUUG